Molecule: messenger RNA, 1152 nt
Organism: Aspergillus ruber CBS 135680
Lineage: Eukaryota; Fungi; Ascomycota; Eurotiomycetes; Eurotiales; Aspergillaceae
Product: GroES-like protein
Exons: 2
Coding region: 1-1152 (383 amino acids)
Source: RefSeq, a predicted model, not a curated record
AUGACCACCCCCAAAACAAUGAAAGCCAUAACCUGGGAAGGCAAGCCCUUCCAAAUGUCUCUCAAAGACCACCCCGUCCCCGAACUAAAACACCCCUCCGACGCCCUAAUCAAACUAACAACCACCGCAAUCUGCGGCACAGACCUGCACACCUACCGCGGCCUCGCAGGCAGCAAGGACCCGCCGUGGAUAAUGGGCCACGAGGGCAUCGGCACCGUUACCCAGGUUAACCCUGGCGUUCGAACACUUAAAGUCGGGGACAAGGUUGUCGUUGGCCCGAUAUCAUGCGGCUACUGCGAAAACUGCGUCCGGCAGAGAUGGACUUAUUGUCUUACGUUCCAUCCGGAAACGCUAGUUGAUUUACCGGGGUUGGGUGAGGAAUUUGGAGCUGGGUUAGGGGGCGCGCAGGCGGAGUUUAUUAGGGAUAUCGAUUAUAUCAUGUUAUCUGAUAUUUUCCCGACGGCGUGGGAUGGGCUUAGUGGCUCUGGCUUUGAGCCUGGUGAUUCGGUUGCUGUAUUCGGCGCGGGGCCUGUAGGUCUGCUCUGCGUGUAUUCUGCUAUUCUCCGUGGUGCGAGUAAAGUCUACUCAAUCGACUACGUCCCCUCCCGGCUGGAAAAAGCAAAAUCUAUCGGCGCGGUCCCAAUCAAUUUCAAAGACUCAGACCCGGUUCAACAAAUUCUCACGCUUGAACCACCACGCUACCCCAACGGCACAGACGCCGGCGUCCGUCGCGCCUGCGACUGCGUAGGCUUCGAAACUCUCAACGCCCAACUGCAAUACGAACCAGGCAUCGUGAUCCGCAACUGCGUAAACAUUACCCAACCAACUGGUGGAAUCGGGAUCAUUGGCGAAUAUCUGCCUGCUGGAUUCGGGCCGACACCGGGGGCACCAUUAGCCACCGGAAAAGAAGGGGUGUUUGAAGUUCCUUUGGGGUCGCUUUGGUCGAAAAACCUCUCGGUUCGGGGCGGCGUUGUACAGGUGAAGGAGUUGCAGUUUUUGUUGAAGGGUUUGAUAGAUAGGGGGGUUGCGAGGCCACGGGUGGUUGUUGAUGAGGUUUUGUAUGGGCUGGACGGGGUGGCGGGGGCGUAUGAGAGGUUUGAGAAGAGGGUGGUUGGGAAGAUUGUUGUUAGGCUUGGGCAUGGUGAGCAGUGA